This is a messenger RNA of Schistocerca serialis cubense, 3877 nucleotides long. RefSeq names its product ionotropic receptor 21a (gene Ir21a). Gene Ontology annotation, cellular component: membrane. The record is from RefSeq and is a predicted model, not a curated record. Lineage: Eukaryota; Metazoa; Arthropoda; Insecta; Orthoptera; Acrididae. The transcript is spliced from 8 exons. Gene Ontology annotation, molecular function: ligand-gated monoatomic ion channel activity. Bases 1 to 1194 code for a protein of 397 amino acids.
AUGGCGCAGGCGCUCAGGGUCCCCCUGGAGUUCGUCGACGUCAGCGGCAGGAGCGGGUCGCCUGGAGACGCGGUGGUGUCGGCUGUGUCUGCCGGCGAGGCGCACGUCGGCGCCGCCGGGGUGUACCAGACGCCGGAGCGCCUCAGGGCCGCCGCCUUCACCGCGCCGCACUCCGUAGACUGCGCCGUCUUCCUCUCGCUCGCCACAGCCGCCCUGCCCAGGUACCGCGCCAUCCUAGGCCCCUUCGACUGGAGCGUGUGGCUGGCGCUCACAGUGGUCUACCUGCUGGCCAUCUUCCCACUGGCCUUCUCCAACACACACUCGCUGCGGCACCUGCUGGAGGACCCCUGGGAGCUGGAGAACAUGUUCUGGUACGUGUUCGGCACCUUCACCAACGCCUUCACCUUCACCGGCCGCCGCUGCUGGAGCAACUCCACCAAAAACGCCACCAGGAUGCUCAUUGGCUGGUACUGGGUGUUCAGCAUCAUCAUCACGGCGUGCUACACGGGCUCCAUCAUCGCCUUCGUGACGCUGCCAGUCUACCCGUCCCUGCUGAACACGUGUCAGCAGGCGGCUGAUUGGGGGUUCACCGUCGGCACGCUGGGAGAGGGCGGCUGGGAGCGCUGGUUCCACAACUCGUCGGACGCGGCCAUGAACCGCGUGCUGGAGCGCGUCGAGCUGCUGCCCGACGUGCACGCCGCGCUGCUCAACGUCACCUCCAGCUGGCGCCGCUCCUACGCCUUCCUGGGGCCGCGGGCGCUGCUCGACUUCAUCAUCAGGACCAACUACAGCGUCAGGUCAGCUCCCAAGCGGUCUCUGCUGCACGUGGGCGACGACUGCGUGGUGCCGUUCAGCGUGUCGCUGGCGCUGCCGCGGUCGGCGCCGUACGCCCCCGCGCUGGUGCAGCUGCUGCUGAGGGCGCAGCAGAGCGGCCUCGUCGCGCUCGCAGCCCGCGACGUCGAGUGGCAGCACGUGCGCUCCAGCUCCGGGCGCCUGCUCGCCGCGGUGACAGGCGCUAUACUGAAGAGCCGCAGGGAUGCGGAACACAAGCUGUCGCUGGACGACGUGCAGGGGACGUUUCUGCUGCUGGGUGCGGGCUUCGCAAUGGGCGUGUUCGCGCUGGUGGUGGAAACUAAAUGGAUGCUGGCCGUCAUCCCUCGAAAGUUCUCAGACUACAGACUAACUGAUGAGUGACCCCCCACGUGUCCGACCACUCGAGUACUUGUUGUAGGUGCCUCCUCGAAGCGCUUGAAAACAGUCUCUUCAAAUGCACCAUCCCAUCGUGUUCGAGGUCUUCCAGCAUCACCAAAAAAUGGUUCAAAUGGCUGUGAGCACUAUGGGACUUAACUUCUGUGGUCAUCAGUCCCCUAGAACUUAGAACUACUUAAACCUAACUAACCUAAGGACAUCACACACAUCCAUGCCCGAGGCAGGAUUCGAACCUGCAACCGUAGCAGUCCCGCGGUUCCGGACUGCGCGCCUAGAACCACUAGACCACCGCGGCCGGCCAGCAUCACCAUGAUAUCCCGCUAACAAACCUGUUUCGCCAAGUCGCCGGUGAAUUCUCCGUUUGGGGACUGGGUGUUGUCUUGUCCUCUUCAUCAUUUCAUCCUCAUUACCAGCGCCCAAGUCGCCGAAUGUGGCGUCGACUAAAAUAAGAUUUGCACACGGCGCCUUCCCCGCAUGGGGCCUCCCAGCCAACAAUGCCAUACGCUUUUUUUUUAUUGCUGUAAACGUUUGCGGUUGUGGGUGGCAUCAGGCUUCAUACGCAUUACCGUCGGCUAGUCCAUAAACAAAAACCAUAUCUCGUUGUUCUUCAAACGAAUACUGUGCCACCAUGCUUACUGUAUGACUAAAUUGCCGGUGACGUGUGUGUGCUCCGAAGCGAAGCUUGCGUGUGACUGCCUCUAACGUGAGGUGGAGACAAACAGCAAGACCUAUCCGACACGUGUGUGUAUCACAUUGGGGCAGUGACGGGGCGAGGGACGUUUGUGUGUGUGAACCGACAACCUUGGCGCUGCCCGUCAAUCGACGAACGGCAACACGGCGCAUGGCGCCAAAUUUCCGUAGUUUAAAAAUGGUGCGUUGUCGACCUACACAACAUUAGUAAUUUUGGUUCCUACUAGCAUCAGCUAUCCAGGGUUAAAAGUUUGUGACACAAUUUUCCUGCACCCUGUGUAGUAGCUAUUCUGCGUGAUAUGGAUUCGACCGAUAGGUUCCUGGAGAUAUGUGGCUCCAGACAGGUCGUGAAAUUCCCGUAAAUUGCGGGCUAGUGGUUUGUGGUUUCCGAUAUUGUCAUAGGUGUGUUUCAUCAGGUUCAUCAGUUACUUUAAUAUCAUGAGGGCUGUAGCAAAAUUCUGGGCUAGUGUUAUCUUGCUGGAAGAUGCCGUCGCCAUCAGGGAAGACAUAAGGCAUGAAGGGAUGCAGGUGGUCCGCAACAAUGUUCACUUAAUCCAUAGCUGUCACUGUGCCUUCGAUCACUUCCACAGGUCAUAUGUAAUUCCAGGUGAAUGUUCUCCAUAGCACAAUGCUGCUCUGCCUAGACUUUGCCGUCACACGGAGCAUGUUUCGCUUCAACGACAGCGUAUUCAGACACGAUAAACGUGAUUCAUCCGACCAAGUGACAUUUCCAUUGAUCCGCCACCCAAUAUUGAUGAUAUGGGAGCAAGAAAAUUGGAAAUUUGCGGUAAGGUCUUGUGGGAUCAAACUGCUGAGACUAUCGGUCGCUAAGCUUACGUACUACUGAAUCUGACUUAAACUACCUUACGCUAAGGACGACACACACACCCAUGCCCGAGGGAGGACUCGAACCUCCGACGGGGGGAGCCGCGCGGGGCGUGACAAGACGCCUCAGACCGCGCAGCUGGGAACAGGUAAGGUUCGUGUACUCCAGAGCCCCAUGUUCAGCAAUGUGCACUGAGCAGUGUACUUCGGAACACUUGCGCCGGCAACAACUUUCUACUCUGUUGUCAGAUCUGCUCCAGGUCGCCGUCUAUCCUGCUUGAAAGAGCGGGCGAGCCUUAAACCUCCACGUUCUAUGACAACGUGAAACACCUAGUCGUUUGCACAAGGUUUCACCGUCCUUCAACCACUUUCCAUUGACGCUCACGACAAUAGCAUGCGAACAGUAGAUCAGCUUCGCCUUUUCCGAAAUGCUCGUUCCCAGCGAGUUUUGUAAAAGUCGCUUAUGUCUGUGGAUUUCCCCAUUUGUGGCCCGCAUCGACGCUAGAAUGAUUUCCUAUUCGUCUCAGCCGCGCGGGGUAGCACAACUGUAGAUGAUGAUGAUGAUGAUGCUGUUUGAAUUGUGGGGCACGUUUGAAUUGUGGGGCACUCAAUUACACGGUUAUCAGCGCCCGUGCAAAUUCCCAACCUCUGCUCAGUCCACUUUCUCCACUUGCAUGAAUGAUGAUGAAAUGAUGAGGACAACACAAACUCCCAGUCAUCUCGAGGCAGGUGAAAAUCCCUGACUCCGCCGGGAAUCGACCCCGGGACCCCGUGCUUGGGAAGCGAGAACGCGACCGCGAGACCAGGAACUGCGGACACACAACGGUAGAGGCGCUAUCAGAAUAUAAUAUGGGAUCGUGGGUCCGCCUUGAUCCAAAACACUUUUGUUAUUUAUUUAUUCCCACAAACGAGUUUCAGUAUACUUACAGAACAUUGUUAAACAUUAUUAUAUGUGUAGUGUUUUCUUCCAAAUAUUCUUUCUGUGAAUAAUUUAGUAAUAACUUAUUUACUAUAUGUCACAUCAUGGAAACACAGACCAGUGGAAGAGUAUUAAGAUAAAAUUAUGGUCUCAAACAUAAAUUAUGGUGUGAUACUAAAUAAGAGCAAUAAAGCAAACACGUUCUAUGCUCUCUAGAACAAAUACAGAUUCCCA